CUUCUCUCGCAACUCGUCACUUUCCAAGCUUUCAUUGGUCAACUUGGGAGUAAUGGAGCAGAAAAAGAAUCACCACCAAAUACCCCAAUCUCCCUUCACUGAACCAAUCCGUUGUAUAGUGAAACUGGGAGGAGCUGCAAUUACUUGCAAGAAUGAAUUAGAGAUGAUAAAUGAGGAGAUUCUUCAGAAGGUUUCAGAACAGCUGAGACAAGCAAUGAUUUCAUCUUCUGAGAAGCCUCCUGGGAUGGAUUGGAGCAAGCGACUUGGAAGUUCAGAAAUUUAUUGUAACCCGGAAGAAUUUGAAGAUCAUUCUGCCAUGGAAUGUAGCCGUUUCAUAGUUGUUCAUGGAGCAGGUUCUUUUGGCCAUUUCCAAGCUAGCAAAUCUGGUGUCCACAAGGGGCAACUGAAUAAACCUCUUGUCAAGGGUGGGUUUGUUGCUACCCGAAUAUCUGUAACCACUCUUAAUCUUGAAAUUGUUAGGGCACUAGCCAGAGAGGGCAUUCCUUCAAUUGGACUGUCACCCUUCUCAUGUGGAUGGUACACCAGUGAGAGACAUAUAUCUUCAGCUGAAUUAUCUUCGGUGGCUAAGGCAAUUGAUUCUGGUUUUACACCUGUUCUGCAUGGAGAUGCAGUAUUUGAUGAAAUUCAAGGAUGUACUAUUUUGAGUGGAGAUGUUAUCAUAAGUCAUUUGGCUGCAUACUCAAAGCCUAAAUAUGUAGUUUUCCUGACAGACGUGUAUGGGGUGUAUGAUCGCCCACCGAUGGAACCAAAUGCAAUACUCUUAAAGGAAAUUGCUGUUGCUGAGGAUGGAAGCUGGUCAGUUGUAAAACCAAAGUUGCAAACCUCAAUUGAGCUAACUGUUGCAGCUCAUGACACAACUGGUGGGAUGAAAACAAAGAUCUCGGAAGCUGCAAUGAUAGCAAAACUUGGAAUUGAUGUCUACAUUGUAAAAGCAGCAACAAGCCACUCAUUAAGGGCCUUAAAUGGAGAUCUGGGAAGCAGCAUCCCUGAUGAUUGGCUUGGGACAGUUGUUCGAUCCAUGAGAUAAAUAUGGCAUUACUAAAUCUUCUCCACAGUUCCCAAUCAUCAACAGCAAAUAGUACUUUUUGAAUACUUCAUGAAUGUGAGAGUUAGUUGUACUAACAAUUACAGUCGUGUCUUUCAGAAACAACUCAAAAAUUUAAAUUGCAGUGACCUUCAUAAAAUAAAGAUUGAUAGCUAAAUGAAUUACUUAUGAUCAUUUGACAUUUUCCAUUAGUGCAACUGUAAAAUUUUGUCCACGUUAUUUACUCAUGACUUGGAUUCUACCUGGAUGUACAACUGUAAAAUUUUGUACUAGUUUUUGGGCAUGUAAGUUUUGUUUAUC
Messenger RNA from Abrus precatorius (Indian licorice), 1366 nucleotides. Its product is annotated as isopentenyl phosphate kinase. Gene Ontology annotation, molecular function: kinase activity. The transcript has 11 exons. NCBI's taxonomy places the organism in Eukaryota, Viridiplantae, Streptophyta, Magnoliopsida, Fabales, Fabaceae. Gene Ontology annotation, cellular component: cytosol. The record is from RefSeq and is a predicted model, not a curated record. Bases 53 to 1048 code for a protein of 331 amino acids.